GACAACAUACUGUUAUUCCUUGACAGAUAUAUAAUAAGAUAUGGAAGCUAUAUGGCUGUACCAGUUUCGGCUGAUUGUCAUUGGCGACUCUACGGUGGGGAAGUCUUGUUUGAUCAGACGCUUCACAGAAGGACGUUUUGCACAGGUGUCUGAUCCUACUGUUGGCGUAGACUUCUUCUCCCGUCUGGUGGAGAUUGAACCAGGCAAACGCAUCAAGCUUCAGAUCUGGGACACGGCAGGCCAAGAGAGAUUCAGAUCUAUCACAAGGGCUUAUUAUCGUAAUUCAGUGGGUGGCCUUUUGCUUUUCGACAUCACCAACCGGCGCUCCUUCCAAAAUGUCCACGAGUGGCUGGAGGAAGCGCGCAGUCACGUGCAGCCUCACAGCAUCGUCUUCUUACUGGUCGGCCACAAGUGUGACCUGGAGCAGCAGCGGCAGGUGAGCCAGCAGGAGGCAGAGAAACUGGCAGCCGCUUACGGCAUGCGCUACGUGGAGACCUCGGCCCGUGAUGCCAUAAACGUAGAGAGGGCUUUCACGGAGCUGACGCGCGACAUCUUCGAGCUGGUCAAAUGUGGUGACAUCACCAUCCAGGAGGGCUGGGAGGGUGUCAAGAGCGGUUUCGUGCCCAACGUGGUGCAUUCAUCCGAGGAGGUGACCAAGAGUGACCGCCGCUGCCUCUGUUGAUCAAGUGACUCCUGUCGGCGUAUCAUGCUCCUUCACUGCAAAACCAGUACCGUCGUUCUCCCUUAGCUUGACAUUCCCACUACUGCAACCCCACAAAUACUCUCAUCCUCUCAAUCAAUGUUUUCUGCUUUCAUAGUUACUUCCAAUAAAGUUCUCUUAAAAGUCAGUUCAAAUAAUGACUUCAAGAUAAGCAAAUGUGAAUUAACUGGAGCUUUGGCGAGUCUUCUCAGUCCACCUUGGAAGAUGGAACUUGGGGAACUGAGUUGUGAGAACUGUUUGAGUAAAAGAUUGCAGAAACACACAGAUCCUUUGGAGCAAAGACGGACCCAAUAUUUACACCAAACGUUUAGACGGUAAUGAUGGAUCAUUUGAGAGCAUGUACAGGAGUACCACACCAAUCCAAACAUCACAUUGGACUAAAUAGCCCCUAAUGUGUUCACUAAAGAUACUCAUUAAUAAUAAUUUUCUGUAAUUCCUUUUUUUUUUUUUUUUUUUUUUAAUAAUGUUAUUCAUCAAUGAUGCAUUAAAUUGAUCAAAAGUCACAGUAAAGACAUUUAUAAUGUUAAAAUAGAUUUCUAUUUAAAAAAAAAAAUGCUGUUCUUUUGAACAUUCGAUUCAUCAGAGAAUCCUGAAAAACUGCAUCAUGGUUUCCACAAAAAUAUUAAGCAGCACAACUGUUUUCAACAUUGAUAAUAAUAAAAACUGUUUCUUGAGCAGCAAAUCAUCAUAUUAGAAUGAUUUCUGAAGAAUUAUGUGAGUAAUGAUGCUGAAAAUUCAGCUUUGCCAUCACAGUAAUAAAUUACAGUUUAAAAUAUAUUAAAACAGAAAACAGUUAUUUUAAAUUGUAAUAGUAUUUCACAAUUUUUUGAUCAAUUAAAUGCAGCCUUGAGAUACUUACUGACCCCAAACUUGAAUGGUAGUAUAUUGGUUGUUUAUUUGGGGCCUCUGAUUUCAAAAAUUAAAGUGUUAGUUCACUCAAAAAUUAAAUUUCUGUCAUUAAUUACUCACCCUCAUGUCGUUCAACAUCCGUAAGACCUUCGUUCAUCUUCAGAACACAAAUUAAGAUAUUUUUGAUGAAAUCUGAGAGGUUUUUUUUUAUCCCCCAUAGAAAGCAACAUAAAAAUAACAACUUUAUUCAACAAUUUCGUCUCUCCCGUCAUUCUCCUACACUGUUUUCAGCGCUUCCGUGUUUACAUCCAAACGCCGACUCAGUAUUGGCCGCCGCUGUUGACGUGAGCACCAUGACACAUGCGUGUGAUGCUGACGCAGGAGCCGGCAAAUACUGAUGUUGUACACAAAAGAAAACAUUAAGGUUGAACCACUGUAGUAACGCUGACUAUUUUAAUGAUGUCUUUACUACUUCUCUGGACCUUGAAUAUGGUAAUUAUGUUGCUUUCUAUGGGGGAUAAAAAUCUAUUCUAUCGGAUUUCAUCAAAAAUAUCUUAAUUUGUGGUUGUGAAGAUGAACAAAGUUCUUACGGGUGUGGAACGACAUGAGGGUGAGUAAUUAAUGACAGAAAUUUCAUUUUUGGGUGAACUAACCCUUUAAACAGUAGGGGGAGAAAUUCUGUUCCUUAUCGUCAAACCUUAUUGCCUGACAAGGAGAUUUCGCCUGCAGAGGUCAUAACAAUCACAGGGAAUGUGAAAGUUCUUUGUUUCCUUCAGGAUGUACCCUCGUGAUUUUUAAAGCAUUAAAUGAUUCAAUGCGUAAAGUUAAAGACCAAAUCAAAUUAAAGCAUUUUGAAUGGCUACAUUCAAAUCUCUGAGAUCAUCUAUAAACCUUCCAGAAAACAUGCAAUUAUAGAGAGCCACAUUUAGGUUUCCCGCCUUUUUCUCAUUUAAAAUGGGUCAUGGUAUCCUUAGACACUUUUCCAGGGACUUUACCAACAUACUUCUUUGUAAAGCACUGAUAAAUCAUAUCCGAAUUUUUUCUGGUUAGGUUCUUCCUAAUGAAGUUCACUCUUUCAUAACUGUUGCCUGUCACUUGAGGUUAGUAGCUGCUGAGAAAAUGUACAUUUUUUGACUUACAGACUAAUACAAUGUCAUUUAGCCAACUGAAAUGACUAUUAACUGUGUAUUUAUUGAUCCUGUGGGAGAGAUGAACUAUCAAUAAAAUGUGUGACACAAAAGAUUUUGUGUCUAAAAAU
Ctenopharyngodon idella (grass carp) is the source of this 2828-nucleotide messenger RNA. RefSeq names its product RAB39B, member RAS oncogene family a (gene rab39ba). Gene Ontology annotation, biological process: Rab protein signal transduction. Gene Ontology annotation, molecular function: GTPase activity; GTP binding. Bases 41 to 682 code for a protein of 213 amino acids. The record is from RefSeq and is a predicted model, not a curated record. Gene Ontology annotation, cellular component: Golgi membrane. NCBI's taxonomy places the organism in Eukaryota, Metazoa, Chordata, Actinopteri, Cypriniformes, Xenocyprididae. The transcript has 2 exons.